Racocetra persica is the source of this 569-nucleotide messenger RNA. Lineage: Eukaryota; Fungi; Glomeromycota; Glomeromycetes; Diversisporales; Gigasporaceae. The record is from the annotation of a GenBank genome assembly.
AUGGACUAUCUACAAAUUAACAAAAAGUGAUAGAUUAACAUUAGCACAUGAAGAAUUUGCAAAAAUUGAAUCAUGUUUAAAUGUUCUUAGCUCUGAGCAAGUAGAAUACAUAUGUGAUACUCGUUCAAAGACGACAAUAGUUAUUCCAGGAGCUGAUUUUAUUCAAUUCAUGUAUUAUUUAGAGUCGCUCAUUUUUCAGCUAUUUGAAAAACAUUUAGAGUAUAGGCCAGAUAUUCUAAUUUAUAUCGAUAAUAAUCUUGUAAGCAAUCAACCUUUAAAGAAGCAGUUUAAUGACAUUUUGCAAAUAGCAUAUGAAUUUUAUCGUAAUGCUGAAUAUAAAAAUAAAGAAUUAUUUCCAAAAUUCAUACAUAACAGUAUUCAAUUAUCACAAGAAGCUGAAGACUAUCUAUUGGAAUAUAUUCUAGAAAAAGGUUCAUCUUGUUUACGAGAGAAUGUCAAAGCAAUGAGUGUAGAUUUAAAAAAUAAUGCAAAAAAAGAUGAUCAACCAAAAAUGAAACUUGUUACAUUUAAGAAAGGGAUGCUACCAGAAAAUCUUAAGUUAGCACUUG